UUUGCGGUGAGUGUGAUUAAAUACUAAAUGUACUGAUUUACUCAAAUAUAUAUAAGAAAUUGUUGUCUCUCGGCUAUAAUUUUUUUUCUUACAAAUUAACGAAACCUACAAAGAAAAAUGAGUUGCCCGUACAACGCUGAGCAAUUAGACCAGUUGAAAUCCUUUGUGGAAAUAUGUAAAACACAGCCGCAACUAUUACACCAUCCACAAUUGGCGUUUUUUAAGGAUUAUCUGAUAUCUCUUGGUGUAUCAUUGCCGACCGCUACUUUUGGUGCCAAAGAUUUUACGGCUGCUGGUGAUAAAAAAUCUAGCAAUGAAGAAAAAGUGGAAUCGUCAUCUGACGAGGAACAGGAGCCUGAAUCAGAUGUAGAAUUAGAUAUGGAAGGUGUCAUAGCUCCUGAUCAAACAGACGAAUCUCAAGACAUGGGUGAUCCAAACAAGGAGGUCACUGAAGAAGAAAGAGAUGAGUCAGAUGAAAAGCGCUCUGAAGCAAUGAGAGCAUUCUCGGAACAAAAAUACGACGAAGCUAUUAAUCUAUAUACUGCAGCCAUACAAUUAAAUCCACAGAGUGCAUUGUUGUUUGCUAAACGGGGACAGGUGUAUCUAAAACUAAACAAACCAAAUGCAUGUAUUAAAGACUGCACACAUGCCUUAGAGUUGAACUGUGACAGCGCAGCUGCCUACAAAUUCCGAGGGCGAGCAUAUAGGCUCUUGGGUAAAUUUGAAGAAUCUUCCCACGAUCUUUGUGAAUCCUUAAAGAUUGACUAUGAUGAUCAAACAAAUGAGUGGCUUAAUGAAGUUAAACCAAAUGCUGAAAAAUUACGUCAACACAAAUUAAGUGCCCAACGUAAAAAAGAGGAGAAAGAGCAUAGAGAGAAAUUACGCAGAGCCCGUAAAGCACAGGAAGCAAGAGCACGUGCUGCUCAGGCCCAAGCCAAUGCUGCAGCUGGUGCAACACCCGGGGAUUUCCCCGGCUUCCCUGGAGGCAUGCCUAAUGUCCCUGGUGGUAUGCCUGCUGGUGUAAAUCUGGAUGACUUCAAUGACAUGUUCCUUGAUCCAGAAAUUAUGGCAGCAUUCCAGGAUCCUGAAAUAUCUGCAGCAUUCAAAGAUGUUACAAGUAAUCCAGCAAAUUUCAUUAAAUAUCAGAACAAUCCUAAAAUUGCUGCUGUUAUAGCUAAAUUACAAGCGAAACUUGGUAGACGUUCUGGUGGACCUGCAGGCGGCUUUCCAGGUUUUGGUGGACCCAAACCUGGCGCUGGACCACGGUCGUCCGCCGAUGAUGACGUCGGACUUGAUUAAUAUUUCAUAGUCUUUAACUAACUAACAUUCUAAAUUUUGCUUAUAAAAUAUAUUCGAUCGUAUAUUUGUACUGUACCAAUUUAAAGAACGGGAAAAGUUUAACGCUAUUAAAUUUUUCUUCAUUUGUCACCUAAAAUUCUUCGUCAUUCUCGAGCCAACAUUACUUAAACAGUCAAAUAACGGGACCGUCAAAAGGUCGCUGGAUUUAAAAAACUUAUG
Molecule: messenger RNA, 1518 nt
Organism: Bombyx mandarina (wild silkworm)
Lineage: Eukaryota; Metazoa; Arthropoda; Insecta; Lepidoptera; Bombycidae
Product: putative protein FAM10A4
Molecular function (GO): protein dimerization activity; Hsp70 protein binding
Source: RefSeq, a predicted model, not a curated record